CCACCACCUCGCUUCUCGCUUCUUUCUAACCGACUUCCAUUUACAAGCUAGAAUAGUAUCAGCCCCUUCAAAUCACGCAGCAUGCCGACUACACCGCAGACCAAGCUCACGCCAGAGCAAAUCGACGAUCUGCUCUACUGUGCCCGGGCGGGGGAGACGGACGAUCUAGUGGCCUACUUUGACGAGCUUCUCGCCGCCUCUAGCUCUUCUUCCUCCUCAGCAGCAGCCGCGGCAAAUGGUACAGGUGCAGAUGGGGAAGAAGGGUCAAGGGAGGAGCGGAUAGGCGCCUUGUUGGAGCAGGCACUGGAUGAGGGUGGGAAUGGUAUGCUGCAUUAUGCUUCUGCGAAUGGACACCUGGCCACCCUCUCCCUCCUCCUCCCCAGUUCUUCACUCCCCCUCCUCCUGCAUCAGAACGCAUCGGGCAACACUCCCCUUCACUGGGCCGGCCUCAAUGGUCACCUCCCCAUCGUCAAGGCGCUAGUGGGGAGAAUCGAUGAACUGGAGAAGCAAAACCCCGAAGAGGCGAGGAGGAUCAAUGUUCUCAAGCAUGAAGAGGAGGCACGAUUGAGGGAGAAGAGAAGACUGGCACUCAAGCGGGAAGAGAAGGGCAAGGAAGCUCCAGCUACAACAACAACUACCACAAAUACAACUUCAGCAAAGCAAGAGCAAGAGGAAGAGGAAGAGAGCAAAGGCGAUCUCGAUCUCGAACCCGAGCCAGAGCGCUCCCUCUGGGACAUUCGUAAUCGUUUCGGACGCGGACCUACCUCAGAGGCACAGAUGAACGAGAGGGAAGACGUUGUGCAGUUCCUCCUGGGACAUAUGGUUACUGGUGGUGAGGUAGGGGCAGCGGCCACUGCUGCUGAUGCUGCUGCUGCUGCUGAUGCGGAGGAGCAGGGGGGAGCUGUAGGGAAAGGGCAAGCGGAAGGUGCUAAGAAGGAAGGGACGGACGGUGAGGGAGAGUUGACUAGUAGGACAGAAAAUCUCACCUUGUCUGCAGCUGCUGACGACAAGGAUGUGAGCAGUUAGACGUCCUCUUUUCUUCGUCAAGAUGAAAUACAGAGGCUUCGUAGCCAUCUAUCCAUGGAGCAGUAGUGGGCAGUGAUAGGAUUGUUAGCGAUCAAGGCAGACUGUUCUCGACGGGUCUUCAAAC
Molecule: messenger RNA, 1150 nt
Organism: Microstroma glucosiphilum
Lineage: Eukaryota; Fungi; Basidiomycota; Exobasidiomycetes; Microstromatales; Microstromataceae
Exons: 2
Coding region: 82-1026 (314 amino acids)
Molecular function (GO): protein binding
Source: RefSeq, a predicted model, not a curated record